Messenger RNA from Entelurus aequoreus (snake pipefish), 803 nucleotides. It is a transcript of the gene rergla, whose product is annotated as RERG/RAS-like a. Gene Ontology annotation, molecular function: GTP binding; GTPase activity. The transcript is spliced from 6 exons. Lineage: Eukaryota; Metazoa; Chordata; Actinopteri; Syngnathiformes; Syngnathidae. The record is from RefSeq and is a predicted model, not a curated record.
GUGGAGGACUUUUAUAAGCAUGGUCUUCCUUUUGGAAGCUUCCUCUGCAGAGCAUGAACGCGAUCAAGAUCACCGUGCUGGGAGGGGAAGGAGUUGGCAAGUCAGCUCUCAUCGUCAGCUUCUUCACUAGAUGCUUUAUUGGCGAGUAUGCAUCCUCAUUAGAAUGCAUAUACAGAAAGUGUCUGGCUGUGAAUGGGAGGCAGAUUAACCUGGAGCUGUAUGAGCCAUGCUAUCAGUCCGCUGAGGGUUGCGAUCAGAUACACUGGGCUGAUGGUUUUAUUGUGGUGUACGAUAUCAGCGAUCGCUCAUCCUUUGUUACAGCCAGAGCCAUAGUUAAGCUUAUCAGGGCGUUCCCCUUGGGAUCAGCCAAAAGGGAUGUCGAGUCUCUUAUAUUUGUGGUGGGCAACAAACACGACCUGUGUCACAUGCGAGAGGUGCGUUGCGAGGAAGGUCAGCGUCUGGCAGCCGAGUUCCGCUGCCAGUUCUACGAGCUGUCGGCCGCCGACCACUAUUAAGAGGUGGUGCGCAUAUUCUCCGAGAUGGUGCAGAGCACCAGCCUCCGGGGCAAGGCCAAGGAGCGCAGGAGACGACCCAGUGGUUCCAAGUCCAUGGCCAAACUCAUCAACAAUGUUUUUGGCAAAAGGAGGAAAUCUGUGUGAAGAUCCAUCCAUCCAUCCAUUUUCUACCGCUUAUUCCCUUCAGGGUCGCGGGGGGCGCUGGAGCCUAUCUCAGCUACAAUCGGGCGGAAGGCGGGGUACACCCUGGACAAGUCGCCACCUCAUCGCAGGGCCAACACAGAUAGA